UGGAGCUGCAGUCAGGAGGAAUAAAAAGAAGGAUGUAGUGAAGGGUUGAGGUAUGUCGGAUGUGACAGAGGAGGAUGCUGGGGAUAGGGUGAGAUGGAGGCAGAUGAUCCGCUGUGGCGACCCCUAAAGGAAGCAGCCGGAAGAAGAAUGAGAACAGGAAAGAUGUCUGAAAAAGUGGAGGGCAGAAAAUGGAUAUUUAAUUUUGUCAUCUGUCUGUAGAGAUGCACACCUUGUAAUCACGGGGAGGCAGUAAUUCAGCAGCAGCAAUUUCAGCGUCGAAGAAGAAGAGGAGGCGGAGUAGAAGAAGAACCGCUGUUUAAAAAAAAAAAAAGGAAAAAAGUGGUGGCGCAACACAGUUUAGCUAGCACAGAGUGCACGGUUAGUUCAUGACAGCUGCUCCCAUCCGGAAUAACGCUUGUACUUAACCCCGUGUGUAGCUCGCCCUGUUUCUCCUAUGACAUCCUUCACAGUCGGCUCCGACCUCGCACUAUGUUUGAGGAUCCUGAACUUCAAGGUCCUUUAUCACUGAGUCUGAAUGAAAACUGCAGUGACCAGUCUUCCCCCAAAAAAGCACCGGGAAGCCCCGACUACACCUGUGAGAUUCCAGAGAUCCGAGUAAUCAUCAAAGAGGAAGAGGAUGGCUGGACUGUGAGUGAGAAUAAUGAGAGCCUCAGCUCAGAGAGAGAAAAAGAGGAUGCUUCUGUAGACGCCUGCCUUCCCCACCAGAAAGCGAGUGGCGUGGAGAGCUCUGCUUCAUAUGGCGUGAAGAAACCCCAGAGAAGAUGUGCAGCGGAGAAACGGUUUGAGAAGCCUUGCCCUGACACAGAGAGCCUGCAGAGACACAAGCUCGCGAGCUCAGAUGAGAAACCGCAGAUUUCCUACAAAUGUGGGAAGGCAUCAGGAAACGUGACUGUACAUCAGUGCAAUAACACAGGAGAGAAACCCCUCUCCUGUCCAGGACGGGACAUGACCCCCGGUCACAAAAGGAACGUGAAAUCCCAUCAGGAGCACUGGGACCGAGACCAGAGAGCAUCUUUACACACAGAAGAAGAGCUACAGCAGACCGAAACGUCAGCACCUUGCCAAACUAAUUCUCCUAAACGUAAGCACCCGAAGUCACGCGGGCUCAAGAUGGCAUCUGAAAACUUAAACGACCAAACGCUACAUUUGACUGUAAGACUGCAUGCAGGGGAGGAGGAGGAGGAGGUGGGCGAGGAAGAAGAAGAGGAACAAGAUGAAGAGUUUGGAGGAUUAAUCAACUCUGAUGGAGAAGUGGUUGAAUGGGAUUCUGCAGGCAGCUCUGACCGAGGCUCUGAUUUCUCAGCAGGUCCUCCACCUAGCAAGGAGUCUCAGCUGCGAGGCCAAAGCCAGAGAGACAGCAGCAGCCCGACGCUCAUCAUGGAGGUUGUUUCUGUGGGGGAAGAUGAAGAAAGGGAGGACGCAGAGGAAAAAACUAUAGGGGCAAAGAUGAAUGCUGCCUCCCCCUCAUACUGUGCAGAAAAAAGACCAAGAAGAACUAAAAAGGUUCCAGUAGUGUAUGUGGAGAACUCAGACACAGAGCUAGAUGUUCCUGCAAAUGCUGCAAAACGAAGAGGCAGAAGAAAGAUUUCUCAAACUCCACUGUUGCCAGCUGAAGAUUCAGAGACAGAUGCAGGAGUAUCACAGCGUACCCGAAGAAAGAGAAAUUUGCAUGCAGCGGCAGAACCGGAAGAAUUAAACUCAAAAACUGCCCGCCAUGCUGCUGCAAAGCGACCGUAUAGACGAAGGAAAGAUACCAAAACAUCUGGUGAAGCAGAAGGAGAGAACAUGGCUGUUUCACCAGGCAAGAAGCGCCCUGGCAGAAAGAUGAUCUGUGUACCAAUUGAAAUACCUCCUGAGCUCCUGAAGAAACCCAAAGAAAAAAUAGAGUACCACUGCUCAGUGUGUGGCAAAGAAUUCCCACAUGCCUACAAACUAGAGCGGCAUGAGCUGAUCCACACAGGAGAGAAACCGUACUGCUGCUCCAUCUGUGGCCGUGGUUUUAACCAGAAGGGAAAUCUCAAAACGCACUACAAAGUCCACUUAGGUCGUAAGGGUGCUGUGGAUUUUGAUGAUGAGGUGAAUCCCAUAGCGUCAGAACUCUCUGAAUAUUUAAAAUCCCUGCCUGGUGAGUCCAGGAUUCGAUCAUCCCUCCGUUGCCUGGAAUGUGGAAAAGACUGUGACAGUCAUUCAGCUUUGCAAGCACACCACAUCACUUCACACACUCAGACAGCCUCUGAAUCGGGCCCCGUCAAGCCCGGCGCACCACCUCUUCUCUUCUGCCGACGCUGUGGCAUUCAGUUUAGUGAAAAAGAAAAGCUGGAAGAACACAUGAAGACCCACAUCAAGGAGAAGCCCUACUCCUGUCCCGACUGUGGCAAGAGGUUCAUUAACGAGAGCUACAUUCAAAUCCAUCAGCGCAUCCAUACUGGGGAGAAACCGUUCCUCUGCUCUCAGUGCGGCAAAGGAUUCCAUACUGCCUCCUCCCUCAAGCUGCAUGAAAUGCAGCACUCCGGGGAGAGACCGUUUGCAUGUUCCAUUUGUGGGAAGACAUUUCGGAUUAACUCUUACCUAACAGCGCAUUACCAGACCCACAUUAAAGACAGGCCAUUCAUUUGUAGCAUUUGUGGGAAAGGCUACUCCAGAGCAGAGGAAUUAAAGGUGCACCACAGACUUCAUACCGGAGAGAGACCCUACGAGUGCGGGGAUUGUGGGAAGAGUUUCAUUUAUCGUCAGGGCCUUCGGCAGCAUCAGCGCACACAUGCUGGAAGACGCAUCGGGCCAACCAGACAGCUUGGUAGACCAAAACAGCAGGCCAGGCUUGACAUCUAACACUUAAUCUAUUGAUGAAUUUUUGUUGUUAACCGUGUUUGAAAGUAUUGCAGUAAAUUGUGUUUUUCUUCCUUCCAUUCCUCACAGCUGCAGAAAAGAUGAUUACUGUGUCUAAAAAAUGUACACCACAGACUUCCUGCGGGUUGCCAAGCGUUUGACUGUUUGUUGUGUGGUUUUUCUUCUAUCCAUGUUUUCUAUUCAUGUUUUUAUUUACCACCACUUGUAGCUCAUCUGUAUAAAUUUGAGUGCCUUUGUAACCUGCAUGCCAAAUACUAAUUAAUGUUUAAAAAAAAAAGAUCAUGCACUAUAUCCUUGAUAUUUUAAAAUCCAUGUUGAUGGAAUACAGACAUUUUUAAGAAACAGAGAUUGUUUGUUUUCUGUAUUUGAUAUGGCAUAUUCAUAUCAGACUACAGGCUGAAUUUGACAGAUGGUUUCUCUCAAAAGCUCCACCAGCCAGGGUGCCGGUCUGGCUCAGUGGGUGAGCCUGGGAUGAGUUAACAGAAGCUAUGACUCAUUAAACUUGGCAACA
This is a messenger RNA of Neolamprologus brichardi, 3379 nucleotides long. RefSeq lists its product as uncharacterized. NCBI's taxonomy places the organism in Eukaryota, Metazoa, Chordata, Actinopteri, Cichliformes, Cichlidae. Gene Ontology annotation, biological process: regulation of transcription by RNA polymerase II. Gene Ontology annotation, cellular component: nucleus; PcG protein complex; transcription regulator complex. Gene Ontology annotation, molecular function: RNA polymerase II cis-regulatory region sequence-specific DNA binding; DNA-binding transcription factor activity, RNA polymerase II-specific. The record is from RefSeq and is a predicted model, not a curated record.